CCAAUGUAGCACUACCAAAAUAUUCUAGAACCCUCUUAUCCUUUGCAUAAAAUCCCUUCUAUAAACAAAUUCAGAAGUUUCUAGGGUUUUGUUAUCUCUUUUAUUACACCCACCAAACGAAUUUUCUCACACUAAACUCAUUUGAACCAUAAGAAAUGGCAGCAACACAGUUGACAGCAUCUACAGUUUCAGUGAAAGGGUUUGCAUCAUUUGAAGGGCUGCGGCAAAAUUCUGUAAAAAUCUCAUCCUUUUCACCUCUUAAGCAAAAUGGUCUCUCCCUCAGGUCAUUCCGCGGACUUACUGUUAAGGCUGCCACUGUUGUUGCCCCUAAGUACACUGCACUCAAACCCUUGGGUGAUAGAGUUCUAGUGAAGAUUAAGACUGCAGAGGAGAAGACAACAGGUGGUAUCUUGCUACCAACAACAGCGCAGACAAAACCCCAGGGAGGUGAAGUAGUUGCCAUUGGAGAGGGUCGUACAAUUGGAAAGAACAAGGUGGACAUUAGCGUGAAGACUGGCACCCAAGUGGUGUACUCCAAAUAUGCAGGGACAGAAGUCGAGUUCAAUGGAUCAAAUCACCUCAUUUUGAAGGAGGACGAUAUUGUUGGAAUCCUUGAUACUGAUGACGUUAAGGAUAUGAAGCCCCUGAAUGACGGAGUUCUCAUUAAGGUAGCUGAGGCUGAAGAGGUAACUUCUGGAGGCUUGUUGCUAACAGAGGCAAGCAAGGAGAAACCCUCAAUUGGCACGGUGAUUGCAGUCGGGCCUGGCCCCCUUGAUGAGGAAGGUAACAGGAAGCCAUUGUCAGUUAUCCCCGGGAACACAGUUUUGUACUCCAAAUAUGCAGGAAACGAUUUCAAGGGCAGUGACGGUUCUAACUACAUAGCACUAAGGGCUUCAGAGGUCAUGGCUGUCCUUUCUUAGUUGGUUCAGCAAAAGCGAAACUUGAGAAAUUUGUUGUAAUCCGGAUCAAUAUGACGACUUUUUGCAGCGUAAUGAAAGAAAUCAAAGUGUAAUGAUUUUUCAGUUCGAGAACCAUUUGUUGUUCUUUGUAGUCGUUUAAAGAGCUGCUUGUCUGUGUCCUUAUUUUCCAGUUUCUGAUAUCUCACAAAAGAAUUCCAGUCCUAAAUGAAUAUUUUCUUGAACUG
Molecule: messenger RNA, 1144 nt
Organism: Olea europaea var. sylvestris
Lineage: Eukaryota; Viridiplantae; Streptophyta; Magnoliopsida; Lamiales; Oleaceae
Product: 20 kDa chaperonin, chloroplastic
Exons: 6
Coding region: 156-920 (254 amino acids)
Biological process (GO): positive regulation of superoxide dismutase activity
Cellular component (GO): mitochondrial matrix; chloroplast
Molecular function (GO): ATP binding; protein-folding chaperone binding; transition metal ion binding
Source: RefSeq, a predicted model, not a curated record